CUGGCCCGCCGCAGCAUGGAGGAGGCCGCGGCGGCGGCGCGGGGCCGCGGCCCGCGGGGCCGGGGGCCGCUCGGGCUCCUGGGCCUGGCGCUGCUCUGGGGGCUGGGCGCCGCCGAGGCGGAGUUUUCCAUCCUGGACGAAGCGCAAGUUCUGGCGACGCAGAUGAAGAAGCUGGCGGCCGAGGAGCUGGGGGUGGUCACCAUGCAGAGGAUAUUCAACUCUUUUGUGUACACGGAAAAAAUAUCCAAUGGAGAAAGCGAAGUCCAGCAGUUGGCAAAAAAAAUUCGUGAGAAGUUUAACCGUUACUUGGAUGUUGUGAAUCGUAACAAGCAAGUGGUGGAAGCGUCGUACACUGCUCAUCUGACGUCGCCGCUGACUGCGAUCCAGGACUGCUGUACUAUUCCCCCCUCUAUGAUGGAAUUUGAUGGGAAUUUUAACACCAAUGUUUCUAGAACUAUUAGCUGUGAUAGACUCUCUACCACUGUUAACAGCAGAGCCUUCAAUCCUGGACGUGAUUUAAAUUCUGUUCUUGCCGAUAAUCUGAAGUCUAACCCAGGAAUCAAGUGGCAGUAUUUCAGCUCAGAAGAAGGCAUUUUCACUGUUUUCCCAGCCCACAAGUUCCGGUGCAAAGGCAGCUAUGAACACCGCAGCAGGCCUGUCUAUGUUUCUACUGUUAGACCUCAGUCUAAACAUAUUGUUGUCAUUGUGGACCACGGGGCUUCAGUCACGGAGACACAGCUUCAGAUUGCCAAAGACGCUGCUCAAGUUAUUCUGAGCUCAAUAGAUGAGCACGAUAAGAUCUCUGUGUUAACCGUGGCAGACACAGUAAGAACCUGCUCGCUGGAUCAGUGCUAUAAGACGUUUCUGUCUCCCGCCACUAGUGAGACAAAAAGGAAGAUGUCCACCUUCGUUAGCAGUAUAAAGCCGUCCGACAGCCCUACGCAGCACGCAGUAGGAUUUCAAAAGGCAUUUCAGUUGAUACGAAAUACAAACAAUGGCACAAAACUCCAAGGAAAUACCGAUAUGGACAUAAUUUAUCUCUCAGCUGGGAUUACGUCGAAAGAUUCCUCCGAAGAUGAUAAAAAGGCUACUCUGCGUGUCAUCAAUGAAGAAAAUAGCUUCCUCAAUAACUCAGUGAUGAUUCUCACUUAUGCGCUUAUGAACGAGGGGGUGACAGGUUUAAAAGAGCUGGCCUUUCUCCGAGACCUGGCAGAGCAGAACUCUGUGAAAUAUGGAGUGCCAGAUCGAACAGCUUUACCUGUGAUCAAGGGAAGCAUGAUGGUUUUAAACCAGCUAAGUAACCUAGAAACUACAGUUGGACGAUUCUAUACAAACCUCCCCAACCGAAUGAUUGAUGAAGCAGUCUUCAGUCUGCCUUUCUCAGAUGAAAUGGGAGAUGGCCUGAUAAUGACUGUAAGUAAACCUUGUUACUUUGGUAAUCUGCUGCUGGGGAUCGUUGGAGUAGAUGUUAAUCUUGCGUAUAUCUUGGAAGAUGUCACCUAUUAUCAAGAUUCCUUGGGUUCCUACACAUUUCUCAUAGAUAAUAAAGGAUAUACUCUUAUGCACCCGUCCCUUACGAGGCCCUACCUGCUGUCUGAACCUCCGCUGCACACUGACAUUAUUCACUAUGAGAACAUUCCGAAGUUCGAGCUGGUACGGCAGAACAUCCUUAGCAUCCCCUUGGGCAGUCAGAUCAUUACAGUCCCUGUGAACUCCUCACUAUCUUGGCAUGUAAACAAGCUGAGAGAAAUUGGAAAAGAAGCCUACAAUGUCAGCUAUGCCUGGAAAAUGGUCCAAGACACAUCCUUUAUUCUGUGUGUUGUGGUGAUACAGCCAGAAAUACCUGUUAAACAGCUUAAGAAUCUCAACACUGUCCCCAGUAGCAAGCUCCUGUAUCAUCGCCUGGAUCUGCUGGGCCAGCCUAAUGCCUGUCUGCACUUCAAGCAGCUGGCAACCUUAGAAAGCCCUACAGUCAUGCUGUCUGCAGGCAGCUUCUCUUCUCCUUACGAGCAUCUCAGCCAACCCGAGACAAAGCGGAUGGUGGAGCAUUACACCGCCUACCUCAGUGACAACACCCGGCUGAUCGCUAACCCUGGCCUUAAGUUCUCCGUCCGAAACGAAGUGAUGGCGACCAGUCACGUCACGGAUGAAUGGAUGACACAGAUGGAAAUGAGCGGCCUCAACAGCUACAUUGUGCGGCGGUACAUCGCGACCCCCAACGGGGUGCUCCGCAUCUACCCCGGCUCCCUCAUGGACAAAGCCUUCGAUCCCACCCGCAGACAAUGGUACUUGCACGCGGUGGCCAAUCCAGGCCUGAUAACGUUCACUGGUCCCUACCUGGAUGUCGGAGGGGCAGGCUAUGUCGUUACCAUCAGUCACACAGUCCAUUCUUCCAGUGCACAGAUGUCUUCGGGACAUUCUGUGGCAGUGAUGGGCAUUGAUUUUACCCUGAGAUACUUCUACAAAGUUCUCAUGGACCUACUACCAGUUUGUAACCAAGAUGGAGGGAACAAAAUUAGGUGCUUUAUUAUGGAGGACAGAGGGUAUCUCGUGGCACACCCAACCCUCAUCGAUCCCAAAGGACAUGCACCGGUAGAACAGCAGCAUAUUACACACAAGGAGCCUUUGGUAGCAAAUGACAUUCUGAACCACCCAAACUUUGUCAAGAAAAACCUCUGCAACAGCUUCAGCGACAGAACAGUUCAGCGGUUUUAUAAAUUUAACACUAGCUUAGUGGGGGAUCUGACCAACCUUGUGCACGGCAGUCACUGUUCCAAAUACCGCCUGACGCGAAUCCCGGGCACCAACACCUUUGUGGGAAUUGUCAAUGAGACCUGCGAUUCCCUUGCCUUCUGUGCCUGCAGCAUGGUGGACAGGCUCUGCCUCAACUGCCACAGAAUGGAACAAAAUGAAUGUGAGUGCCCUUGUGAGUGCCCUCUAGAGGUAAACGAAUGUACUGGCAACCUAACUAAUGCGGAGAGCAGGAAUCCCAGUUGUGAAGUUCAUCAGGAGCCAAUGACUUUCACAGCAAUUGAUCCCAGCUUACAGGAUGCUCUGCCGCAGUGUAUUAAUACUCAGUGUAAUCAGAGAACAGAGAGCGGGGAUUGCUUUGGUGUGUUGGACUGUGAGUGGUGUAUGGUAGACAGUGAUGGGAAGACCCACCUGGAUAAAUCCUAUUGCGCCCCUCAGAAAGAAUGCUUUGGUGGCAUUGUGGGAGCAAAGAGCCCAUAUGUGGAUGACUUGGGAGCAAUAGGAGAUGAAGUAAUCACUCUAAACAUGAUAAAAAGCGCACCAGUUGGACCAGUGGCUGGAGGCAUUAUGGGUUGCAUUAUGGUGCUUGUCCUAGCAGUAUAUGCAUAUCGCCACCAGAUACAUCGGAGGAGUCACCAGCACAUGUCGCCUCUGGCUGCACAGGAAAUGUCAGUGCGUAUGUCGAACCUGGAAAAUGACAGGGAUGAGAGAGAUGACGACAGCCAUGAAGACAGAGGAAUCAUUAGCAACACGUGGUUUAUAGCAGCGGUAAUAGAGCGGCAUGCCCAUAGCCCCGAACGCCGACGCCGGUACUGGGGGCGCUCAGGAACCGAGAGCGACCACGGCUACAGCACUAUGAGCCCUCAGGAAGACAGUGAGAAUCCUCCCUGCAAUAAUGACCCGUUAUCAGCCGGAGUGGAUGUCGGAAACCACGACGAAGACUUGGACCUGGAUACCCCCCCUCAGACCGCUGCACUGUUGAGUCACAAGUUUCACCACUAUCGGUUGCACCACCCAAUUCUUCACCACAGCCACCACUUACAGGCUGCAGUCACGGUACACACUGUGGAUGCAGAGUGCUAAUGAACGACAGCAAAAGAAACGUAAUUUGUGAAUGGUAAUCCAUGCAGCAAUGGGCAGCUUUGUUUUGUGCUUUUUACCAGGAACAAUUUAACUAACUUCCUGAGUAAACUAUUAGGCAUAAAAGCUUUACAUUUUUGUAAAUGUAAGGUUGGCUCCGGAUUGGAAGGGGAAUGUGCGUGAUGAAUGGACCUGCCAUAACAUUUAAUAAAAUGGAGCAGGAGGCAUGUUAGACCUCCAAAAACAGGGAUAUAAGUUUAUACAGCAGCUGAAACUCUGGAAGCCCUGUUCUGCUGAGCCAAGAGAAGCGGGAGAGAGAGAGCUCGAAAGAGCCAGAGAUGAUUUGGUUUCCUUAACUGGAAGAGCAGAAAUCUGUGCAGCUGAAGACUAAAAAGGUGCCAGACAGAGUGUGGAGGGAGAGGCUGUUGUUUUUUCUGCCGUUUCUGUUUUGUAUGUAGAAAGUUCAUUGCUCCGACAAUUGCUGUAUGGAUCCUGGGACAAUGCAUCUCAAGAUUUUUAAGUAAAGGAUUAUUUUUCUACUAUUUAUUGAACUUGAAA
This is a messenger RNA of Rhea pennata, 4389 nucleotides long. RefSeq names its product cache domain containing 1 (gene CACHD1). Gene Ontology annotation, molecular function: voltage-gated calcium channel activity. The transcript is spliced from 27 exons. Gene Ontology annotation, cellular component: voltage-gated calcium channel complex. NCBI's taxonomy places the organism in Eukaryota, Metazoa, Chordata, Aves, Rheiformes, Rheidae. Bases 16 to 3834 code for a protein of 1272 amino acids. The record is from RefSeq and is a predicted model, not a curated record.